Messenger RNA from Antrostomus carolinensis (chuck-will's-widow), 630 nucleotides. Its product is annotated as THUMP domain-containing protein 2-like. The transcript has 3 exons. Gene Ontology annotation, biological process: tRNA methylation. The annotation marks the transcript as partial. The record is from RefSeq and is a predicted model, not a curated record. Gene Ontology annotation, molecular function: RNA binding; tRNA (guanine) methyltransferase activity. Lineage: Eukaryota; Metazoa; Chordata; Aves; Caprimulgiformes; Caprimulgidae.
GUGGACUGCGUCUCGGGAAAGGUCUUCUUCAGCGCUGAGGCGGAGGCGGGCAAGCUGAGGAGCCUCAAGUCUGGAGAGCGGCUGUUUUUGCUGCUGAAGAAGCACCCCCCGCCGCUCGCAGUUUCUAGAAAUAAAGGGAAAAUGCUGCAUGAGAUUAAAAACCUUGUCAUUGAGGAGCCAAAGUAUUGGCUGGAUGUUAUCUCUAUUUGGAGAAACCUUCAUGGGUAUGAGGGGAAAAAAGACAGUGUCUCUCAAGAAAACCCAUUGCCUCAGAAGAGAAAAUCAGAAGAAGAGAUAAAUAUUGCAACUAAAAGGCAGAAAACAGAACAAGGGAGGGAGACUGUGUCUGAGGAAUAUCAAAUGGAAGCUGGAGAGAGGUGUGUGGUCCCAGAUAGAAAGAGUGACCAGGACUGCUGGACUGAAAGCAAGACUUCCUUAGAAGAGCCCUCCAAAAGCAGUGGAGAGGAACCUACUGCAAAUGAGAAGCUUAGCUUCAGUUUCAGAGUUUCUUGUCGUUGUAGUGGAGCGAUUGCAAAAAUACUUACUUCACAGGAGAUGGGAAGAGCUGUUGGCAUAGCACUUAUGAAGCAGUGUGGUUGGCGGGCUGAUCUGCGGGACCCUGAUCUAGAG